Messenger RNA from Penicillium angulare, 564 nucleotides. RefSeq lists its product as uncharacterized. Lineage: Eukaryota; Fungi; Ascomycota; Eurotiomycetes; Eurotiales; Aspergillaceae. The record is from RefSeq and is a predicted model, not a curated record. Bases 1 to 564 code for a protein of 187 amino acids. The transcript has a single exon.
AUGGCCAGUUGGGAUGAUGGUGGUCUUUUUGGAGAUGACCUUGAUAAAGCAAUUGAGCACCUAAAAAAAAAGAAAAUCACGGAGCAAUCAGAGCAAACGAACGCAAAUAGUGUAGCAAAGACCCUUCUCGGCUUCCAUUCCGAUUUUCUGUACAGUCCAAUGACUACCCUGCCUCCUCCAAACGAACAAUCUGGGCCGAAAAGGGGGACUAAGAGACAACUAAAAGGUGCUCAAGCUACGAAAAGUAUGGCUAGACAUUGUGCCAACCCCCAGCCAGUGGAGGAGUACGGCGAGAGGAUCCGAUUUCCAGCAGACGUCAUCGGCGCAAGACCUAUAUCAUCUUUACAUGCCCUGGAACUUAGUCCGGAGCAACGCUGGGCAGGAACUUGCGCUCCUUCUGCCUCGACUGACAAUACAUGCCCCGAGACCAUCGAGACAGAGGCAAUUGUUGAGCCAGAGUUCGAUAUGAUUUACCUCGAUUCUUUCAACCAUGACCUCGAAAUGACAUAUCUCGAUUUCGCUGACCCGACGGUAGGCUUUCCCUCGGAUCUUAACUGUCCUUGA